Messenger RNA from Macrobrachium nipponense, 1894 nucleotides. RefSeq names its product acylglycerol kinase, mitochondrial-like (gene Mulk). The record is from RefSeq and is a predicted model, not a curated record. Gene Ontology annotation, biological process: sphingosine biosynthetic process; ceramide biosynthetic process; phosphorylation. Bases 75 to 1412 code for a protein of 445 amino acids. Gene Ontology annotation, cellular component: membrane; mitochondrion; cytoplasm. The transcript has 9 exons. Lineage: Eukaryota; Metazoa; Arthropoda; Malacostraca; Decapoda; Palaemonidae. Gene Ontology annotation, molecular function: ATP-dependent diacylglycerol kinase activity; ceramide kinase activity; acylglycerol kinase activity.
CCUACUACUACUACUGGUAACCGUAUGUAAACUAGUCUGGCUAUUUGGCCGGUCGUAGGCCUACAGUCGUCAAAAUGUCAAAAAUAGUGAAGUUUUUCGGAGUUCUUCGGCGCAAUCCGAAGAAAACGAUAUUCUUUUCUGCGGUACUCGGCUUUGGAAUUAAUUUUACCAACAAUAAACUUGAGGAAAAUGCUAUGAUGCGUGCUUUUGCAGAGGAAGCCAUGAAAUAUGGUGAAGUGCCUCAGCCCCUGAGUAGCCAGCCUCGUCAUGUUACAGUCCUCCUGAACCCAGCAGCAAGUGGCGGCAAAGGAAAAGGACUCUAUGAACGUUACUGUGCUCCACUUCUUCAUUUGGCUGGUAUCAAAGUUGCUACAGUAAGGACAGAGCAUGAGGGGCAAGCUAAGGACUUGAUGGCAAUUAUGGAAAACACCAGUGCUGUUGUUGUAGCUGGAGGAGAUGGUACACUUUCAGAAGUAUUAACAGGCUUAUUACGACGUUCCGAUCAAAAGGAGGCUGUGCGUCGUCUUCCACUUGGUAUUUUACCCUUAGGCAAAAGUAACUCGACCACUUCUGCAAUUCUAGGAAUUAAGGGUAAUCCAAAGCCAAGACAUCUUGCUGAGGCAACAAUGUCUAUUAUCCAUGAAAUCAAGAGGCCUAUGGACGUAAUGGAAGUGACUCCAUUACAGUCUUCAGAUGCAGAUGGUCCUCCCAAACCAGUUUAUGCUGCAUCACAUUUAGAAUGGGGAGCAUACAGAGAUGCAAGGGAAAGAAAUGAUGUCUACUGGUAUUGGGCCACUCUCAAGAGAUAUAUGACCUAUGUAUUCUCUAGUUACAAAGAUAUAUCUUGGGAUUGUUCAGCUGAUGUAGAAUAUUCAAAGCCUUGCCCUGGAUGUUCUAGAUGUCGUGCUGUUGUAAAGGUAGAAGAGGUAAAGAAACCUGAAGCCCCUCAGCGUUGGUGGAUGGCAUAUCUUCCUCGAACAAAAACUUUUGUACCUGAAGAUAAAGAAGAAAUGGAUUAUAGUAAUAUAAUCAAUGAGGAAUGUGGCACCAUACAGAAAGCUUCACUCAGUAAUGUGUGUGAUGUGGCAGUGUUUACAAAGAAUAACUUGGAGACCUUAGACAUUCCAGGACAUUCUCUUCUUCUCAAAAUGGGCUCAACUGAUACAGGAGCCUUUGAUUUUAUCAAAGAAGGAUGGAGUAGAGAAUGGAAUAAAAUUAAGAAUUAUGCUUCUGAAGUUUCUGUUGGUGAAAUCACUAUACAUCCAACGGGGGAUACAAAGAAUCAAAAGGGUGAAGAAAGGGAAUUCAAUAUUGAUAGCGAAAGUUUUGAAGUUCGUCCAAUGAAGAUUAAGGCACUGCCAAAUGCUGUGACCAUUUUUGCUCCAAACCCUUCAAUGUUAUCACACACAUAACUUUUGAAAUGUAAUUUUUAUUUCACUUACAUGUGUAUAUAAUUUUUGAAAUAUAAUUUUUUUGUCACUUUCAUGUGUAUAUCAUAUAUUUAUAUAUAUGACUGCUUGUGCAGAAUGUAAAUACUAUACAUGAUUUAUAUUUAAAUUUUACUCAAUACAUACCAUACAGUCCCCAGUUGUGGGGAGGUUUCCGUUCCGACAGCUUGAUAAUAAGCAAAAAUCUCUGAUAAAAAAAAAAAUUGGCAAUUUAUGACAUCGAUAACAUCGAUAACCAGGUAUGGCACCGAUAAACGGUUAAUGGUGCCUGUGAUAGGUAUGUAUCGGCACCAUAACUCUAUUAUGGUGCUGAAAAUUGUCUAGACAAACGCCAUAAAACCGGAUCGCCAAUGACCAAGUCCGCAGAUAACUGGGGACUGCCUACUGCCCAUUUACUCUAUUGUUUUUUUGCUUUAAGUUUAAAGCUAAAUACAUUUGUAAUUACA